GACAGGGCACGCUUUCGCUUUUCUUCACAGUUACGCUGGUCAUUAUAUUAUAAACACUCACAAUUUUCCAACUGUGUCUUCUGAACACGGGCUGCAUUGAGGCUAUAUGUUCGGAAUAUCACUAAAUUAGUUACCUAUUUACGCAGCGCUAGCACUGUCGGUACAGCACAUACACAGACCGCUAGAGCAGAAAUGGAGCGACCGGUGUUUACUUUCGGCAUAAUAGCUGACAUUCAAUACGCAGACAUAGACGAUGGCUUAAACUUCCUGAGAACAAGGAGACGCUAUUACAGGAAUAGUCUUCAACUGUUGCGCAAUGCGAUCCAGAGUUGGAACGAGGAGCACGUUAAACCCGGCUUUAUUCUUCAGCUCGGGGACAUUAUCGAUGGUUACAAUAAGAAUUAUGAGGCUUCGGAUCGAGCCUUAGAAACGGUUGUCAGUGAAUUUAACAACAGUUCAAUAGAGGUACAUCAUGUGUGGGGUAAUCACGAAUUUUACAACUUCAGUAGAAAAACUCUUUUCGCCUCUCCAGUAAACAGCGGAGCACCAGCCGAAACCGGAAGUAGCCUUAUUGGUGACGGAAUUUAUGCGUAUCACUUCAGCCCCGCCCCCAAGUUUCGAUUUGUAGUUCUUGAUGCGUAUGACACGAGCAUCAUCGGAAGAGAUCCAUCCAGUGAAAAGUACAAUACGUCAAUGAAACUGUUGAAGGAACACAACACAAAUCCUGAUCUCAACAUCCCUCCAGUGUAUAAGGGGUUAGAUCAAAGGUUUGUGAAAUUUAAUGGAGGAUUCAGUCAAGAACAGCUUGUGUGGCUUGAUGAAGUCUUAUCCCUUGCUGACCAGAAACACGAGAAAGUAACUAUCGUCAUCUUCCUGUUCACCCAAACUCUACAGACCCAGUUUGCCUUGCUUGGAACUAUGAUGCGAUGCUCUCUAAUCUUCACUCUCAUAAGAGUGUGGUUUGCUUUAUGGCGGGACAUGACCAUGAUGGAGGCUAUCACAGAGAUUUGUCUGGCAUUCACCACCUUACACUGGAAGGGGUGAUUGAAACUUCUCCAGACAGUAAUGCCUUUGGGACUGUUUAUGUCUACGAGGAUCAGAUGGUUCUGAAGGGCAAUGGAAGGAUAUCAGACAGAAAUCUCAAGUAUCCAUGAGCCCCUAUAUGACAGAGAAUACAGUCAUUAUCAGUAAUUAUUGUGAAUGAAAAUAAACAUGCCAUUUUGCAUGAUAAUCUCAAUUUUUACUUACAUAGUGUUGUUAUAUUUUAUAAAUCUGUUCAUAUAAUGAUGUUCCAUUUAGAAAGAAC
Messenger RNA from Myxocyprinus asiaticus (Chinese sucker), 1306 nucleotides. RefSeq names its product ADP-ribose/CDP-alcohol diphosphatase, manganese-dependent (gene adprm). The record is from RefSeq and is a predicted model, not a curated record. Bases 193 to 1044 code for a protein of 283 amino acids. Lineage: Eukaryota; Metazoa; Chordata; Actinopteri; Cypriniformes; Catostomidae. The transcript has 3 exons. Gene Ontology annotation, molecular function: 2',3'-cyclic-nucleotide 2'-phosphodiesterase activity; manganese ion binding; ADP-ribose diphosphatase activity.